AUGGCUACUUCUAGAUCCACCGGUGCAAGGGCCCUGGCCACCGCCGCCGCUACCCCCAGUUCCCCGCCUACAGCCGACUACAAAGUCCUCUCCUCGAAUCCGUCUCUUCAGCCUGAACAAGACUCAGGUCCAUGGCGAGUGCCCCUCGACCAAUCAGACCAGGUCCGUCUUCAGCUCGGUCUCGCCAGAGAGGCAAAGCAUGGCUCUGCCUACGGCCCCGAUCCCAAGUUACUGGACAUGAGGUUCAAGGCUCAGUCACCCUCAAGACUUCUUCUCGAGAUAGAGAAUGCACACCGUCGAGCCUGGAAGGUCCCCGAGUCCAUCGUCCCCCGAUUUCCUCCCAAGCAAGCCCUCAAUCGUAAUCAAUCUGGCCAAUUAGAACAAGCUUUGGAUUACGAAGUUGUUUGGAACGACCGUGGGUCCUUUGCUUUCACUGUCGUGAGAAAGGCCACGGGUGAAAAGCUGUUCGAUACCUCCUCCUUGGGAUUGACCAUGUCGGAUCAGUACCUGGAGCUCUCGACCCGCCUAGUCGGUGGAUCGACCCACGGACAGGCCGCCAAUCUCUUUGGUCUAGGCGAGAACGUUGGUCCAUUGCGUCAUAAGACAGGGACGACCACUACGCUUUGGGCGCGCGACAGCCCCUGCAAACCCAACAUUAACCUCUACGGAUCCCAUCCUUUUUACAUGGAGAUCCUGCCCUCUGGAGCGGCCCACGGUGUUCUGCUGAUGAGCUCCAAUGGGAUGGACAUCAUUCUCUCGCCCAAGGGCGACCAACUGACCUACAAAGUCAUCGGAGGCACCAUUGAGCUCUACAUCUUCACGGGCCCCACGCCUCAGCAGGUCAUCCAACAAUACACCGAGCUCAUCGGUCGGCCCUGCAUGAUCCCCUAUUACGCUCAGGGAUUCCACAUCUGUCGGUGGGGCUACAAUACCCUCGACAAGGUCAAGACCAUCGUCUCCAACUUUGAAAAGAACUUGGUGCCCCUCGAGGCCAUGUGGAUCGAUAUCGAUUAUAUGAAGGACUACAAAUGCUUCACCUUUGACGAGGAACGGUUCCCAAUCAAGCAACUAGCAGAGUACGUGGACGAAUUGCAUUCUCAGGACCAACAUAUGGUCAUGAUCCUCGAUCCAGGCAUCAAGGUCCAGUACCAGCGCGGUCUCUAUGAACCCUACGACGAGGGUGUCGACAAGAACCUCUUCAUCAAGAGACGGGUCACCAAGCUAGAGGAGACCGAAGACGGAACAAAAUACCAUGACGGCGAUCUGGUCGAUUUCGUCGGCAAGGUCUGGCCAGGCAAGACCACGUUCCCGGACUGGUUUCAUCCCGAGGCUCAGGCUUACUGGACAAAACACAUUGGUCAGUGGUGCCGUCAGGUGCCCUUGGACGGGAUCUGGAUCGAUAUGAACGAGGCCGCCAGUUUCCAUGACGGCGACUGCUCGCAUAUCGAAUCUUCAGAAGAUCGUCCUGUGCGUGUCUCGGAUUUUGCACUGGCCGAGGCCGAUGAUGAGGAGGGCGAGGCCGUGGUCGAAGGCGGCGGCAAAGUGCAGCAGCCUCAGCAUGCGGGUUCCCGCACCAAGAAACAACAGGACAAGGAAACCGUUGUCCGCCCACUCGAGUCCGCGCAGCCCAAGGAGACCAUCGCCAUGCAUGAACACCAAUACGAGGAGAAACAUGAUCCUCACUAUCUGGAGAGACAGCAGUCUGGCGGCGAGUCCCUACCGAUGCACAGGAACCAUGAGGGCCAAGAACCCAGACCCAAUGUGGUCUACGCUAACGCGAAGCAGCCUCCAUACCGUAUCAACAACAACAACGAACACGCGGAUCUCGAAUACCGGACCAUUUCUCCCGACGCUCUGCACCACGGUGGUGUCACAGAGUACGAUGCCCACAACCUCUAUGGCCACAUGGAAGGUAUUGCCACUUAUAAGGCCAUCCGAGAACUGCAGCCGACGCGGAAACCGUUCGUCCUCUCACGUAGUACCUUCCCGGGCUCUGGUCGCUUCGUCUGCAAAUGGAAUGGCGAUAACUGGUCGACCGAAUACGACAUGAAGCAAUCCAUCCCCGGGUUAUUGAACUUCCAGUUCUUUGGUAUCAGCAUGAUCGGCGCCGAUAUCGGAGGGUUCGGUGACACCGCGUCGGAGGAGCUCCUGAUCCGUUGGCAUCAACUAGGCUCGUUCUACCCCUUCAUGCGGAACCACAACUGUCUGAACAACCCCCCACAGGAACCCUAUGUGACCAAGGACCUGUUGGAGGUCAGUCAGAAUUACAUUGAGAUGCGCUACAGACUGCUGCCGUACUGGUACACCCUCUUCUAUCGAGCCCAUCAAGACGGUCGGAUGGUCUGCUCGCCCGUGUGGAUUCUGGACCCCAGGGAUGAAAACCUGCUCGUGAACGAUACACAGUUCCUGGUCGGAGAAUCCAUCCUAGUCUCACCUGUGCUGAAGCUCAAGCAAAAGACUGUCAAGGCUCGAUUCCCGGCGGGACGAUGGUACAAUUUACACACAGGUGCACUGGAGGUGCUUGUGCCCCGUAGGACGGACGAUACCGCCCAGGGUAGUGUGAGCCAGGUCUAUGAGAUGGAUGCGCCCCUGAAAAAGAUCCCUGUCCAUGUCUGCGGAGGAAACAUCCUGCCCCGUGCUGGCAUUCCAGCCGGAGAAUUCAUCCGGACGACGACCCAGGUCCGGAAGGCGCCUUUGGAGGUCUUGGUGGCAUUGGAUGAAACAGAGUGUGCUCGUGGAGAAUACUAUCAUGACGACGACUCUCUUCAGGCCGCGGACGGCACGCUCGUCAAAUUCGAGGCACGCCCUGGAAUGCUGACCAUGACCUCCUUGGCCGCGGAAGCUCUUGUGGACCCAUUGAAGGCGCCCCCUCGUGGUGCUCGUUCUAGUGCUAGUGCUGUUGCUGCUUCUACAGAGGACGACAGCGGACUGUGUGUGCCACAGGGAAGGAGCGAUUUGAGGCCUACGUUUGUACAGUCGGUCGUCGUGUGGGGAGUGGGCAUGGACCCUGUGGUGGCGGGCAAGGUCCCAAAGAACCAGGGCGCAGCAGCGUCCUCGAGUCAGGUGGAGGCACACCAGGUCCGAGUAUCGAUCGUGAGCGCAGUCCCACCCGAGACAGAGACUUUGCAGCAUCAGCGCGAGUUGAGCGCGGUGCCUGCAGAAGACUUGGCUGUCGAAUGGGAUGCUUCAAGGGCGCAGCUCGUGGUUCGAUUCAAGGCGCCUGAAGGACUCAAGAUCCGCGGUGACCAGGCACUGGAGAUUGACUGGACGGAGGCGCUUGUUGCGUAG
Molecule: messenger RNA, 3288 nt
Organism: Gamsiella multidivaricata
Lineage: Eukaryota; Fungi; Mortierellomycota; Mortierellomycetes; Mortierellales; Mortierellaceae
Product: glycosyl hydrolases family 31-domain-containing protein
Exons: 3
Coding region: 1-3288 (1095 amino acids)
Biological process (GO): carbohydrate metabolic process
Molecular function (GO): hydrolase activity, hydrolyzing O-glycosyl compounds; carbohydrate binding
Source: RefSeq, a predicted model, not a curated record